UGCUGUAGCCAUGAUGGCCCCCAAGCAGCCGCCGCUGCUCUCAGUUGUGGAGAAACGAAGCAGCGGCGCUUCCCUGCCCCGGCCAGAGAGCGUGAAGCCGAAGCAGAGGCACCGGUAAAGAAGAGGGGCGGAGGGGGGAGGGAAAGAAGAAGCCUCCUCAUGCCACCCCGGUCUCCUCCAUGCCUUCGCCCAAAGCCUCGUUCAGCCAUUUGACAAAGAGGGGUGCGAACCCGGGCGGCGGCGGCGGCAGAGACAGAAACAUGAGCAAGGAUUACUCCGUUAAUCUGUCCGUGCAGCAAGUGCUGAGCCUAUGGGUGCAGGGCACCGUCCCAACGCUGCAGCACUUCACAGAGAUGUGGUACUGGGUGUUCCUGUGGUGUCUGUUCUCCUCUCUCUUUGUGCAUGGAGCCGUGGGGCUGCUGAUGUGUGUGAUGCUGCAGAGGCACAAGCGCGGCCGCCUCAUCACGCUGGUGCUGAUCAGCGCCGGCUUCGUCGCCUCGCUCACUGGAGGGGUCAUCACCAGUGCGGCGGUGGCGGGGGUGUACCGAGUGGCAGGAAAAGACAUGGCUCCUCUGGAAGCUCUGGUGUUUGGGGUGGGCCAGACCACUCUUACCAUCAUCAUCUCCUUCUCCCGCAUCCUGGCCACUCUCUGAAUGGACAUGUUUAGUGACUGGGGUACCCAACAGCCAGCCAGCUGGCAGAAGAGGUGGACCGAGACACAUGAAGUGGAGCCUAUGAGAUGUGUGGAUGUGGCUAAGAUGCUGGAGGUGAGGGUUUAGCGGCUUUAGGCUUGGUGGAGAGGAUAGUGCAGGCCACGUCACAUGCUGAGAGAGGUGUCUUGUGCUCCACCGGGAUGGAGAAAUGGACCUCCAUGCAGGCCUGCGAACGGGCAGCUCUCAGAGGAUUGAAGCCUCUCUGGAUCAAAAGCAGCACAGCGGUGGGUCGCUGGUCAAUUACAGAAACUCAAUCAAUGUGCCAACUGCCUUGACGACUUGCAGGGAACCGUUAGCGGAAAGCUGAAGUUAUUGUCUUCGGAAGUUCGUCCAUAUUCGUUUGUUUCUCCAUUGCACUUCGAGGAGGUAUUUUCUGUCAAAACUGUAUUGGAUGGUCUUGUUCAACUUCAGCCACUGUUGAGCCAGAGCUGUAGAGCCAGAGCCAGAGCUAGCACUUGAGGACUACUGAGAGGUUACAAACGCGAAUUACACUUACCACAUGUAACGAACUGGACAUCCUUAACCAUUCCUGUUUGUGUGAUGAUUACAUUUUACAGCAGUAUAGCAGUGUGGAUACGCGCUAAUUACAGCAUAUUUAUCUUCUUAAGAACGAAUGGCUUAUGCUUUGCACUUUCUAAAUGUUGGUAACUCUACCGGACCUAAAAGAUGUGUAAUCUGUGGAUGAUGUUGGGGUACUGCUGUGAUACUGUACAAAAUCUGUCACUCUUUACCCUAAGGACUCACUCACAAUUAAUCCAGAUUAAGCCUGAACCUGCGCUUAAUGAAAUAUUUAAAAAAAAAGAUUCAUCAUAGAAAUGUAUUGAAAUAUAUAGUAAUUGACUUUCCUAAGAAGUGAAAGACAGUUGAUCAAAUGCCUUUGUUUUCUGCAGCAGUUGAUCAUUCAGACAACUUUCUGUUCCUGUGUCACGAUGUCCCUAGUGAACAACAACAGUACGAUUUACAAUCAGAAACGCAAAUAAUUUCUACUUUGAAACAACUUGAAAUUGAUAUUUUGGUCAAAAAUGGUAGCAUUGCUAGCAAGGAAUGGAAGCUAACAGGGCAGGGAAGCCAACAGUUAGCAUAACUGUGCUAACUGCUGGCUUUUUUUGCCUUGCUAGUUUGCAUUUAUUGUCAACCAUGUUAGCAUUUUUGGCUAAGUUGUUCCCUUAAGUAAAGAGAUCAGCGUACACCUUGUUUAGGACAGCUUAUUCUAGAAUUGACACAUUUCAAAGUAAUGGCUAAUUAACUAUAGCAAAUAAGGGAACAGUGGAAGGUGUAUAUUUUUGACAUGCUAGGUAGGUUUAAAGCCUGAAUCAGGGAUUUCUGUGCUGGCUAAGGCUUAGCUGUAACUGACUUUAUGGUAGGUGGGAGUAUUUUGAAAUCUCCUGUUGUAAUUGUACCAAAAAAUAGUGUGCCAUUUACAGCAAUUCCUGAUUGUAGCUUUAUAGAAAUCAUUAGCCAUUCUAAUUCCCAGAAAUGGUUAGCUAUCUAGCUACAUCCUAAACCAUUCUAUCCAGUUCUUACUAAAUCACCAGCAUUGUAUUGCUUGCUUGGAGUUUAGGCUCAUUAUUUGCUCAAGUGAAUGUGGUGAUAAUUCAUGUUUAUUAGUGGCCCCUGUCCGAAAAGUAGCGUUGUUACAUUUGUAUGAUAUGUGGUGUUGAGUCAUGUCACUAUAGGUUUUGAAUAUCCCUAUAGUCCAUAUGAAUUCCAAGAGGCUAGAUUGCAUAUGCAGACUCUCUUUCCUUUUUACCUCAGGCCUUAAAGGCAUGACUGCAGCCUUUGUUUCAUGUGGAACCCAGUGUGAAUUUGGUCUGUCUCCUUGCAGAAGGGUGCACUGCUGCUUAAGAGGUCCUUGUAGACUAUCGUGCGCCUUUUCUCCACUCAGUGAAGUGAUUCCAUUCCCCUUACCUGAACGUUGUGACUUUCGAAUUCUUUUGCGGCGGCACCCUGCUUCUGGAAAUGUCAGUAAAAAAAAUGGCCGCCUGUCUCCUUGCCAGUACAGUUUAGAUGUACGACCUUGUAAAUUGCACUGCUGAUUUUGCCUUCCCUGUGUUCGGCAUUUACUGUGUCCCCGAGUGUUUGGAACUGUCCAAAAAUAGCAUAGUCCUAAAGGAUCAGGAAGGAUUGUUAUGUUGUUGUUUCUAUGUUUUUUUUUGUUUUUAUAAUCUUUUCUUAAAGGGGAUUUAAAGGGAAGGCAGUAUCAUGCACUGGUACUGCUGUGUUGGUUUGAAUGGAAGGACAGACUUGAAUGUGACAAUGUGCAAUGACAACAUUAACCUUUUUACAUUUAACCACGGCUGUUCAUCGCACAUCCAGUAAGAAACCACUGACCCAAAGAGGAAUUUCUCAAUAAUUCAAUGGUUGAGAUGUAAACAAAAUUAUUCAGAAUAUUCUGACUAUUCAUUGAUGUGAAAUACUUCAUUCUGGAGAAACUUACUGACUCAGAUAUCUUACAGUGGUGGUGAUGGGAACCAGGAGUUGCAAUGUCUGUAACACAGAUAUAGUCAUUUUGUUUACUAUCCAAAAUUACCAGCGAGUGAUAGUAAAGUAGUAGUGGCAAAUCUGAAAUCUGCCUAUUUUGCCUUACAACACUCUGUAUGCACCCUUCCACCAUAAACAGCUUUUUAGGCCAGAGCCUUAUCACAAAAGCUAUCAAUGUCUCAGACGUCAGGCAGCGUAUUCAUAACUGUUUUGUGUACUAAUUUUCUGUGAGGGAGCUUUUAGAGGCAUUAAAUGCUUCAGAAAUCUGGUUCCUAUCACCACCACUGUGAAUGAUUCUGAUUCUGAAAGUUUCUCUAGAACAGAACAUUUCACAUCAAACUACUCUUAAUGACUUUUUUUUACAUCUUAACCAUUUAAUUUUGCUGACAUUUUGAGUAAUUUCCAGUAAUAACUGUGUUAACUGUAAGCUGCUAUAUAAACCAUUCUAUUGAAGUUCCUAAGCAUUUUCCAAUAUGACUAUGACAGAUGAAUUAUAUUGAAUUAUAUUGAAUUACAGUACUGUGCAUUUUUUCAUUUUCAAUCAAAACUGCCAUUAAGUAAAAGUUAUUUUUCAGCAUCAGAAAAGCAGUAAAACAAAUAUUUAACAGAAAAUUACACAAAAGCCUCCAACUCUAAGUAUACUAUCAAGAUUUUGAGUAUUUAAUUUGUCUCCUCUUUACUUUUCUUCACCAUACUGCCACUUUAACUGCAUCCUUUCAGUCUUAAAACCGACCAGUUACAGCUUCAUUCUCCCAACAAAAGCCGUUCCCAAAAGUCACAUUAUGUUUCCCUCAAAGAGACACAAACAUUCACACAAGCUGCUACCCAAACACACCUUAUCUGCCUUGCUAAUCUCUUUCUCAUGCGCAUCUAAAAUGGCUAAAGGAGCUAUUUCUAAGGAGAUUAGAUAUAUGAUAACCCACUUGCACAAGGAAGAGUAAAGUCAAAGGGAAAUAAGUGAGGAAAAAAGGAAUUUUGGAAAAUUAUUAAUGAUACAGCGAAAAUAGGACCCCUAACAACUAUGCAAGACCUGGUAGACCACCAAAACUGUCACCAUCAGAUAAACAGUACUUAAAACUUUCAUCUUUGAGAGA
This is a messenger RNA of Colossoma macropomum (tambaqui), 4288 nucleotides long. It is a transcript of the gene tmem170b, whose product is annotated as transmembrane protein 170B. The transcript is spliced from 3 exons. Gene Ontology annotation, biological process: negative regulation of canonical Wnt signaling pathway. The record is from RefSeq and is a predicted model, not a curated record. Gene Ontology annotation, cellular component: plasma membrane. The coding region runs from base 180 to 653 and encodes 157 amino acids. Lineage: Eukaryota; Metazoa; Chordata; Actinopteri; Characiformes; Serrasalmidae.